AUGUGGGCAGGCGCAAACAUAUCCGCAACACCAGUUGCUGCUCCAAUGCCAUCUGGACACAACGCUCGACGUGUCGAUUGCAAGAAAAUUCACGUUUCUUGGCACAAGGCAGUCAAAAUUGUGUGGUUGAACUUUGACAGCGGAGAUGCAGCUCGCAAGGCUGGGCAGAUGUUCUCGAAAGGAGCGUACCAAGUGCUAGGUCAGAAAAUAACCGCAUCAAGAGCAGUAAUAGCUCAAACUAUACCUUUCAGGGGACACAGUGGCUGGACAGUCAGCUUGUCCGACGUUCCAGCGGCAGCGAAGGAGUGCGACAUUUUGGAAGCAAUCAGACAUGGCGGCAACAAGCCGUGCCGCAUGAAAAUGGGAGAACCGACCUACUAUACCGACGGUGAGCAGGACGCGGUGGCUAUACGUUCGCUGUUGACAAAUAUCGGGCCCCUCGAGUACUGGGAAGUUACAUUGGAGACGAAUGCCAGGCGAGUAAAGGCAACUGCCCGAUUUCUAGAUGAGUCCGAUGCUCAGAGAGCUGUAUCGGAGCUCGAUAACACGGCGCUUCCAUUUCAUCGCAAAGCACGUUUGACUGUGCAGAGCGUACACUCUGCAAAGUUCAAAGUCGGCUGCAAUACUUACAACGCUGUCCAGGCCAGAAUCCUUUCUCAGCAAAGACCCUGGAAAGAAAAGAACGUCAGCUUUAGGGCGUACCCCAGCACGGAUGCUCUACAACGCUUCAGAGUCCUCAAGCUUGAAGGGGAAGCGGCGGGAGAGGUUGCCCGCGCCAAGACGGACCUUGAAUCGAUACUCGAUGGUGUCGUUGCGAAGAAUGAUGAUGCUGUUCUCUGGGAUACAUCUCUCAAGGCCAAUGGCAAGCUGUACCAGGAGAUGAAACGCUUGGAGAGAGAGGUUGCAGUGGUCAUCAUACGGGACAAGGUCAAAUCCGAGCUGCGUCUCCUCGGAACGGAACGCCACUGUAAUGAAGCACAGGCCCGGCUGGUCAGACUACUGCACACACAAUCACUGCUAGAUUCUACCCGUACCAUUGAGCUGGGACCUGAAAAGUUCUUCUGGGCUUGUCAAGGGGGAUUCAGAAAGAUUGUUGCCGGACUCGGCCCUGGCAAGGCGUCGUUUGACAUCAUCUCUACGCCGAAACGAAUCAUCAUUUCUGGCUCAUGGGAAGAUUAUGAUCUUGCAGUGGCGGUCAUGGAAGGCACGAAACCUAUCACUAAGCCAGCUGCAUGGCUACAACCCGGCGCAACAGCUCAGGAAUGUUCUGUUUGCUGGACCGAAGCCGACACUCCUGUCAAGACGAAAUGCGGUCACUUUUACUGUUUGGAGUGUUUUGAGAGUAGCUGCACCGCAGCCAUGGAUGACAACGUUGCUAUCGUUUGCCACGGCGAGCAAGGCAAGUGCAAUGCCGUCAUAGGAGCUGAAGAUUUGCAGGAGCACCUCUCCUCGGCUGUGCUCGAGCAAGUAUUCGACGCGUCUUUUUCGUCUUAUGUGAAGCACAACUCAAACGAUUUACGUUACUGCCCUACCCCAGACUGCGGCUACAUUUACAGGGUUGCGCCCAACGCAAGACAACAUAGCUGCUCCAACUGUCUCCAGACCACGUGUACCGCUUGCCAUGAACCGCACACAGGCAUGUCGUGUGCAGAUUACCGCGAGUCGAAGUCGGGCAACCAUACGACGGCGCUCUUGGAGCUGAAGAAGAAGCUGGGCAUCAAGGAUUGUCCAAAGUGCACAACUUCGAUUGAAAAAAUUGUCGGUUGCAAUCACAUGACAUGCGCGGCCUGCUAG
Messenger RNA from Akanthomyces muscarius, 1794 nucleotides. RefSeq lists its product as uncharacterized. The coding region runs from base 1 to 1794 and encodes 597 amino acids. Gene Ontology annotation, molecular function: ubiquitin binding; zinc ion binding; ubiquitin-protein transferase activity. Lineage: Eukaryota; Fungi; Ascomycota; Sordariomycetes; Hypocreales; Cordycipitaceae. Gene Ontology annotation, cellular component: ubiquitin ligase complex. The transcript has a single exon. The record is from RefSeq and is a predicted model, not a curated record. Gene Ontology annotation, biological process: protein linear polyubiquitination; proteasome-mediated ubiquitin-dependent protein catabolic process.